Messenger RNA from Trypanosoma cruzi, 651 nucleotides. Its product is annotated as mucin TcMUCII, putative. The record is from RefSeq and is a predicted model, not a curated record. The transcript has a single exon. Lineage: Eukaryota; Euglenozoa; Kinetoplastea; Trypanosomatida; Trypanosomatidae. Bases 1 to 651 code for a protein of 216 amino acids.
AUGAUGAUGAAGUGCCGUCUGCUGUGCGCCCUGUUGGUGCUCGUCCUGUGCUGCUGCCCGUCCGUGUGCGCCGCAGACGUGACCCUGAAUGAACCUCAAAUUGAGGGGAACGGCGCCAGUCUGCCGUCCGCUACAUCUGAAACUAACCCUAAGACGCAAAAUCCUGCCGACACCAGUCCAUUGCCCUCUCCAAAGGCAAACACUAGUCUAGAUCCGGAGAAUGAAGUUGAUGCGAGGGGAAAGGACACCAUUUCUUCGUCCGCUGCGGCAGAGGUAGCACUUCGAAGUGCAGAUGAGUCAGGGUCACUGAACCAGGAGUCCGGUACGGUGCAGGGAAACACCGCCAGUUCAUUUUCCCCUGCACCACCCACUGAGCCUAGCAAGAGGACUGGGACUGAUCCGGAGGAUAAAGAUAAUUCUAAAAAGAUCGUGACGCCUGAGGAUAUCUCCGAGACGACCACCACAACCAAUACAACAAAAUCACCAACUACUACCACGACCACCACCACUGCGCCAGAGGCACCAAGCACUACGACCACCCACACACCGUCACGUCUUCGCGAAAUCGACGGCAGCCUCAGCAGCUCUGCAUGGGUGUGUGCCCCGCUGGUGCUUGCCGUAUGCGCGCUGGCGUACACCGCUGUGGGCUGA